Molecule: messenger RNA, 3710 nt
Organism: Hyaloscypha bicolor E
Lineage: Eukaryota; Fungi; Ascomycota; Leotiomycetes; Helotiales; Hyaloscyphaceae
Exons: 2
Coding region: 210-3461 (1083 amino acids)
Molecular function (GO): protein binding
Source: RefSeq, a predicted model, not a curated record
AUUUUGUCAAUGCUGUGUUCUGCACAGAUCUUUCUUCUUGGAGCUUGAUUAACGCUUCAGUUAUCAAAAAUUCCAGAUUUCUAUUUCCAGAGUGCUCCAUAAAGCAUGAUUUACGCUUUCAUCCCGUCCCUCAAAAGACAACGGUGACACCCGACAACGAGAACAUACGACUGGAACCUUCAUCAGAUCCCAAUUUGCGCGGAUAGGGCAUGCUGGAGCGUACGGCAGGAUGUCUAGAAUCAGGCAGUCUGCGGCGCCUGCUCCCAACACCGAAGAAGUCCCUGAAGAGUCGCCGUACACUUCACUCGAGUUUCUGGCACCACGGGGCAGGUGACAUCGAACUCUCUCCGCUGUGGGCAGCUUUGGUUCGAGCAACUGAGCCUGUGGAUCAACAAAAUGAUGUCCUACAGAAAGCUUCGACGAGCCACAGUGCCAUGCUCUUAGACUUUCUUUAUCCAGCAGGCACCAUUAACUUCCUUCGCCUGUACUCGGGCUGGGGUGUAGAUAGGCAGGAUGGAAGAUGGGGAAGAGGUGGGCUGGGGAAGCUUGGAUAUCGCCAGUAUACUUCGUUUGCCAAGGAUACCUCGAGCACGGAACAAACGACAAAGGAAGAAGUGGUGCAGGAUCAAGAACCGGAUACAAAAGAUGGUACCCUGCAAACCCUUUAUGAAAAGAUGGGUCUCACGAAGAGCUACGAUUACGAGGAAGCAUGGCGGCAAUAUAUGCUUCUGGAUGGCGCUGACCAAUUGUUACUUCGAAAGCCCCUUAUGCAAUAUCUCUCGAAGUCGGAUAGAGUCGUCGAUGCUGAAAGAAUAACGGAACUAUUCGAAAUGGUAAAGGAACGACGUCGGGCCCCGGUAGUUUAUCAGGUCACGAUCCGGGCUCACUUGAAGUUACGGAACCUCGCGGACGCAAUGGAAUUGCACAAGGCGGCCUUUGAAGCCCUCAAAACACCAGCGGGAUCUGCAGAACUUUUGGCGCAUUUUUUGCAAAACUCUUCGUGGUGGCGAGCGUUUUCUCUUUGGACUGAAUUUCAGGCGAGAGACGGGGAAUGUCAUUUUGGGCAAUACGACCUUUUUGAACUUGUGGUCAAUAUGCCUAACCUGGGAUAUCAAGCAAUUGAGUUGGCCGAAUACGUGAGCAGAAGAAUUCGAAAUACUUCUCCCGACUCCACGGAGGACAAUUCCAAGCUUGUGGAAUUUGCAUCUACGAUAAUUCGCAGAACUCUGAACACUCUCGGCGCUUUUAGCCCCUCUAGCUUUUCUACCCUCCUGGACUUUCUUCGUCUUUGGCAAGUCGAUGAGCCUCUGGUGUACGAGGAGGCCAUAGAAACCCUCCUGUCCCUGAAUCAAACCAAAAUGGUUGUCAAAUGCUAUCGGCUCGCACGCCAAGGCAGAGGGGCUAGUCUGUCAAAACCAAUUUUGCACAAAGUACUGAAGGUACUCUGCGAUCACCACAGCAUCCUCGGCAUGCAGCAAGUCCUCGAUGACUUCUUCAAAUUCCACUCGCGGCCGACUACAUGGGCAUAUAAGUUGUGCAUGAGAGAGUUCGCCUCGCAAGGUGAUGCAACGACUGUCCACGCCUUGUUCGAGCAGUUUAUCAGCCGCAGGGAGCAAACGCCUGGUCGACCUGUGGAGGGGCGUAACUCGUCCUUACAAUCGUCUCUACACAGCGCCGAUGAGAUUGCUCCACUGCUCCACGUACACGCGAAGCGAGGCGAAGUAUCCAAAGUCGUAUCCAUCUUCAACCAGAUUGAGGGAAUGUACAACCUGCAACCAACAAUCAUGUGCUGGAACAUUCUUCUCAACGCCUACGGGAAGGUUCAAGACACCAGCAGUGCGUACGAAUGUUUUGAGAAACUCUUAGAAAGUCCAAACACCCGUCCGGAUGACUAUACCUUUGGGACCAUGAUGGGUAUCUGCGCGUCCAGGGGUGAUCUCGAACGAACAAUUGAGCUCUAUAUGCUCGCUGAGGAAUUGAAAAUUGAGAAAAGCGAGGCGAUGAUUGAUUCACUUGUAUCAGCGUACAUAUCAGAAGGAGACCUUCAAAAAGCUGAGCAGCUUUGCGAAGAUGCUGUAAAUCUGGACCUCAAGGGUUCUCGAACACGAACACGAAUGUGGAACUAUCUUAUCGUUGCCUAUGCCGUUCGCCGAGAUCUGACCAAUGUAAAUCGGGUACUUCAGCGUAUGGCCGAGGCGGACAUCAACUACGACGAGUAUACUUAUUCGGCAUUAAUGCAGGCACUGUGCAUGGUGAAGCAACCUAACAAGGCCUAUGAUAUUUUGAGAGAGGUCAUGGUAGAGGCUGGAGUACAGGCGACCGCCUUCCACUAUGCUGUUAUCAUGGGAGGGUUUCUCACAACUGGAGAAAGUCGCAAGGUCUUCGCGGUUCAAAAUCGAAUGAGGCGGCGGAAUAUUAGGGCAACUGCCAGCUCGAAGCUCAUGUCUUUCAAAGCUCAGAUUGCUGAAGAUCAAGCAUUGCUCGAUGAAGGAUCUGAGGUGGAGAUAUUCCAAAGGGCGAAACAAAUGUUCCAGGAGGUUAUUGCUUCUGUCGAUCCCCAAGAUGUAUCCCAAGGGCCAAGGAAGGGUCAUGGCCGCCUCGCAAUCGAUGUUGCUCCCACGUCGACCUUCUACAGCUACAUCAUGUAUGUUCUCGGCCAACACGAGGAGUUCGAGACUGUCAACAAACUAUUCGAAGAAUUCAAACGAACGGUACCCGAGUCUAAACGGGACAGUCCUCCCAUUCGUGUGUUAUCAGCCUUGAUGUCUGCCAAACUUCAAGGGAGGAACUUCGAGGCCGUUGAAGAAUGUUGGAAUCUUAUUCUCGACCAAGCAAUGAAGGAAGGACGGACUCGUCCACUUCCUGCUAAGAUCCUGGGGAAUGCGUUACCCGAGUCCGACAGGAGUCGCCUUUCGAUGAAUGUUGCACAAAAUGAUCAAACUGAGAAGGUGAUUCCAGCCCACCAUCUUGAGUUGGCAGAUUCCUUAGUGGUCUACUUACGGUCUUUGGCCAUCCAAAACAAGAUACAACGUAUGACAGAAACGGUCAGAGACGUCUUGGACCGCGGCUUCGUUCUAGAUGCCCAUACAUGGAACAAAUAUGUCCAAUUCCUGGCCCGCAGGCACGAAUACGACCUCGCGUUUAGAAUCUGCGAAGAGAAGUUGAUGCCCGGCUGGACCGGCUGGGCAAGAAUUCGAUGGCAGCUUCCCGUUCGAAAUCGUCUUCCGAUCGAACUUCGCCGAUCCAGACAGUGGCCAACACAUCUAAGACCGAUGUAUUAUACAAUGCUUUACCUGGCAAGAGAGUAUAUUGAGCUACAGGACUCGGCUGCUGAGUCGCCAGCUCGUGAGUAUGCCCUGUUGGAUUUGGAGCGUGACUUCCCGAAGACUAUCGAUGCAAUCAAGACAAUGCCACGAAGCGACGAUGAGGAGGAGCGACACAUUCUUAGGGGACGGACAUAAUGGCGAGUUAUAUGAUAGAAAGUGUAUAGAAUCAAUCCAUGUACAUAAAUGUAAUUAUUAUGUAUUCUCGCAACACCACUUCAAAUAGAAGUACAAUAAAUAGUCGUUUAAGUCUUAAAGUCAUAAAUUCCAAAUAAUUUCCCACGAUCAACGCGUGCUUUGAAUUCAACCCAGGCCACCGCCAGCAGGCCUCAUCCUCUGACUUGUGAUCCCCAACUUCGCCCCAGCACUCCCCAACGCAAACAUAGC